Molecule: messenger RNA, 917 nt
Organism: Salvelinus sp. IW2-2015
Lineage: Eukaryota; Metazoa; Chordata; Actinopteri; Salmoniformes; Salmonidae
Product: prenylated Rab acceptor protein 1
Cellular component (GO): Golgi apparatus
Source: RefSeq, a predicted model, not a curated record
GUUCAAUUUCGUUCCACAUCACAUCCGCUGAGCAACAGCACAGCAGAAGUACAUUUUUGUGUUUUUCUAUUUCUAAGCACAGCAGUGCAGUAAACAUUUUCAACUACCCCUACAUCUUUCCCACAUCGGCAUCAGUUACUCUAAUGAAAUCUGGUGUCCCAAAGGGUGAGAACUGCCUUGUAGACAUGGACUCCAAGGCAGGGGAUCUCUUCAGCGCUGAGCCAGCCGACGCUGCUGGAUCCGGAGGUGUCAUGGGAAGCCUACCACUAAAGGAACUAGAUGGUUUACCACCCUGGCUUUCUGCCUUGCCUCACAGGCUGUGGCUGCCCAAAGGCCUCUCACCCAGUGUGGCCAAGGACUGGUUUGAUCGUCGCCGUGCGUCCAUCCGUCCCUGGGCUGGCUUUGUGGAUCACAGGAAGUUCACCAAGCCCCGCAACUUUGGUGAACUGUGCCAGAGGGUGGUGCGCAACUUUGACACCUACAACAGCAACUACACCUUCAUCUUCCUCGGCCUCAUCAUCUACUGCAUUAUCAGCUCUCCCAUGCUGCUGAUUGCUUUGGCAGUGUUUGUUGGUGCCUUCUACAUCAUCCACCUCAAGUCCCUGGAGUCUAAACUGGUCAUCUUUGGAAAAGAGGUGACCGGACCUCACCAAUUGGGUCUGGCAGGGGCAGUCUCUUUCCCUGUGUUCUGGUUGGCUGGUGCAGGAGCUGCAGUGUUUUGGGUCCUGGGCGCGACGAUGUUUGUGAUUGGCUCUCACGCUGCCUUCCGGGAGCUGGAGGGAGGAUCGGAAAUGGAGGAGCUCUUCAUGGAGCCUGUGUAGCGAUGGAGGAAUCUGUAUGUCUGUGCCAUUAUAGCGUCUGUGACAGCAUUGGCAGCRCCAUUGAGGCUACAACCCAUAAGAAUCCCCACGCGGGUG